CAAACCCUGCUCAGGAAGGAGGGCCGGUGCAGGAGAUGGUUAAAAUUCUGCAUCCUUUUUGCAUCCGCCUCCAGAGGAAGCGCUGCUUUUUUUUCGCCCCCCCCCCCACCCCCGAAGCAGGAGGAGGGGGGAAAAAAGCUGAGAGCAGCAAUUUGCAGGCCUUGGGAUGUUUUUCUCCUUGACAGCCCCGGGCCCCGCCUCGCUCCGGCCCUUCCUCCGACUGCGCGCGGCUGGCCCUGUGGCCACGGCUCGGCUCAGUGUCUGCCGCUCCUGCCUGGCCCCCUGCACACGCGUCCUCCGCUGGGAGCCCAGGCCAGCCCCAGCCGGCAGGGAGGCCGGCUGGGGGCAGGCAGGCAGCGAUGCCCGCGUCGGCCGCAGCUGCCUGGCACUGCCCUCCUUUGUGCCUGCCUCCUCUGCCAGCCUCCGCUCCACCCCCCACCCCCACGAGGCCUGCUCCUGGGCCCGGCCGCAGGGCCUGCUGCCCGCAGAGCUCCCACCCUGCGCCCACUUGGGGUGCCCUCACCUUCUGGGCCCCCGGCUCCUGGCCUCAGGUCCUGCUGGUGCCCAGGUCGCCCGGCCCCGUCCUCCGUGCUCUGCGUUCGCCCCACCCUGCUGCCCGAGCUCGGCGGCGAGCCUGGCACCGUGCCAGGCUGCCUGGGAGCCCAGCCCGGGCAGGGCGAACUUUCCGGCGAGGGUUGGUCUCAAACUCCUGGGCUCAUGUCUUCCUGCCUCGGCCUCCCAAUGUGCUGGAAUUACAGGUAUGAGCUACUGUACUCAGCCCAAACCCAGGGCUCUUAACCACCCUACUAUGCACUGUGCUGGCCCCCAGUCAAGGGAGAGAAUUCACGUCAGGAAAAAAUGUUUUACAGAGAGGCAGCUAAGUCUGUUCCACAAUGGAUGACACAGUCCCCCUCACAAACCAUCCCACAGAUCGAACCCCAAGGAACUCUGCUCCUAUAUGUGCCCAUGGGGCAAGGGAUGCAAAACACCAGGCAAAGGAGCUCAGAGGAUGGCACUCUUCCAGAGAGCUGUGUGUCUCUGGGAAAACUAACACACCUCUCUGAGCCUGUUGCUACAGCUUUACCAUCAGUGAUGUGACUGCAGGUCUUCUCGGCUGCCUGUCAGCGGAUGCACAGGCCUGUGCACAGGGCUCCACAGGGACCAUGCCGACAUCACUGCACACCCACCCUCCUGCUCAUAGGACAGCCCAUUCACACCUGCUUCUCCACCAGCCACAGGCUUCUUGGGAGGAGCAGACUCUUCUCCACGGACAAGCCACUGCCCCUUUGAGGGCCUCAACUUCCUUACCUAUGAGAUGAGGAAACAAAUCUGCACUAAGGAAACAAAUCUGCACUUCCCAUGGGACUUGGGGGGUGAAAAGGUAACCUCCGUAAAGCGGCCCCUGGUGUGGGGAACCACCCAAUAGAUGACAGUCCCUCCCGCCUUCCCCCUAGGCCCAGAGCUCCGCAGAGUCCUCAAGUCGGUGUCCCUCCAGGCCAAAACGCUGCCACCCCCUGGUUAGUGCACUACAGGGUGGUGGGGAAGGGGGGCAUCUGUGGAAGAAAACACAGGACUUGGCCUGGGGUCCUGGGCAAGACCUCUGUGACCUCAGUUUCCCCGGAUCCCUCCAGGUGUGACCUUGUAGACGGCCUCUGUUCUGGACUCACAGCUGCUGAGGACGAGGAAGAGGACACUGCAGGCUUCCUUCAGUCCCCUGGGGAGGUUCAGAUGCUCUGACUCCCUGAUACCACCUUUGCUGGGCAGAAUAAUGUCCCCAAGAUGUCCGAGCCCUAAUCCCUGGAACCUGGGAAAGUGUUACCGCACUAGACCAAAGGGACUUUGCAGGUGUGUGAUUGAGUUAAAAAUCUGCAGUGGGAGGAUAGCUUGGAUUAGCCACGUGCACCCAAUCUAGUCACACAAAACCUUAAAAGCAGAGACUCCUUCCCUGCUGUGGUCAGAGACAGAACGAGGGGACGCUGCUGGCUUUAAAGAUGGAAGAAGGGAGGAGGAGCCAAGGAGCAGGUGCCGCCAGAGGCCAGAAAAGGCAAGGUAUGGAUUUUUCCCCUGGAGUUCCAGGAGGAACUAGCCCUGCCAACACCUGGAUUUUAGCCCUGGGAGCCCCACCUCAGACAUCUGACCCCCUUGACUGUAAGGUAAUAAAUGUGUGUUGCUUAAGCCACUAAGUCAGCCAGAAGUUGUUACAUGGCUGCCACAGGAAACUAACAGGCCCUCCCCUCUGGCCCGGACAUGCCCAGCUGCCUGUGAAGGGGAAGAAGGACACAGCCCUCAUCGAUGUGUUCACACACCUUGCUCCCCUGCUGGGCUGGCCCUGGGGCUGCAGACUUGAUCCCUGCUCUCAGGAGCCUUCGCCAGCUGGGAGAUGCCCGCAGAGCCUCCCUUCCUGCUGCUGCUGCCCCGUCCUCUCCUCUUCCUCCUGCUGCUGUUUGUUGAGUGCUCCCUGUGAGCAGGCACCAGGCUAGCGUCCUCCUCCCCACCCCGGCCUGACAGGCUCAGUGGUCAGGCCACCCGAGCAGCCACAUUGUGGACCCCCGAAUCCUGCCCAUGGUUUGGCAGGACAAAGGGUCUUUUCUGCUUGAGAGUCAGGAAUGUGUCCUCCUCACAAUAAGGGCAGCAUGGAGUUUCCCUGGGCCAGUGCCUCAGCCCAUUGAGCCUGGGGUCCUUGUCUGUACCUGGGGAUGAAGGUAGCACCUCACAGAUGGCGAUCAACACAGCCAGUGCAGGGCAGGCAGUCAGCGCUCCAGACUCACUUCGAGUCUUUGACUACGCUGCCAGUCAAGUCAGUUGUGGGAAAAGUCAGGUUUUUCUCUUGAAAGUCAGGGCCGGGUGCAGUGGCUCAUGCCUGUAAUCCCAGCACUUUGGGAGGCUGAGGUGGAUAGAUCACAAGGUCAGGAGAUCGAGAC
Messenger RNA from Chlorocebus sabaeus (green monkey), 2921 nucleotides. Its product is annotated as PRR34 long non-coding RNA. The record is from RefSeq and is a predicted model, not a curated record. Lineage: Eukaryota; Metazoa; Chordata; Mammalia; Primates; Cercopithecidae.